Molecule: messenger RNA, 915 nt
Organism: Triticum turgidum subsp. durum (durum wheat)
Lineage: Eukaryota; Viridiplantae; Streptophyta; Magnoliopsida; Poales; Poaceae
Source: the annotation of a GenBank genome assembly
AUGGAGAACCGAAAGAAUACUGGCCUCAUGAAGAGGAAGCUUCCGAACGAUGGGACGGUGCAGGCGCAGGAGCCUACUAUCAAGGAGAUGUGCCAAGCCCUGAAGGAGAUGGAAAGUGAGCUCCAGAACCUCCGGGACGACAACAACCAGCUCCGCGACGAGCUCCUUGGCAAAGACCGGCAGCUUGCGGAGACACGGACAGUUCUAGUUGACAGGGAGCACAGGCUUUCGAACACCCAGGCACUUCUAGUUGACAGGGAGCAGCAGCUUGCGGCCCAGACACUUGUUGUUGACACAAAGGAGUUUGAAACUGAAAUUUUGAGGCUUAAGCGUCUCUUGGCUGAGAAGAGUGACACAAAUGAUCAUACAGCUCUAGUGUCUCCUGAGACAAUAAAUGAAGUCAUACAGAAGCAAACUCCUGUUUCAUCUGCAAGGACACCAGUGUCAAACAGAACGAAUACAGUACAGUCCAGUGUGAAAGCCAUUGCCCACCAUGGUAGCUUUCAGGAUGAAGCUAGAGAGGACUGCUGUAGAAGAGGUGUUUGCAGCUCAGGGAGUGGGACAGAUGAAAAUUCUCGUUCUUGUGUGUAUCAUAUGCUGCUUGAAUCUUUAGUUGGCAUGAAGUUUUCACUGAAGGAUGAAAGAGAAGGACUCUCACUUUCAAUCCAUCAUGAGGCUACUGGUUAUGAUUUCAGCCUUACAUGGUUGGAGCAAGCGGAUGGUGGUGAAUGGGCCUACAAAUACUCCUCGCUGGGCACCCUGGAGGAGAUGGCUUUGAAGUGGAUGAAAGUGCAGGACAUACGGUUCAGCAUGGACAUGUUCCCUAUGUUCUUCGAGCGGAUAUUGAGCCUCCUCAGAAGGAACUGUCCUUGGUAUUUCGGGAUGGCCGAAGAUGGUUUCGGUCUGUUCCUUUAG